Molecule: messenger RNA, 696 nt
Organism: Penicillium vulpinum
Lineage: Eukaryota; Fungi; Ascomycota; Eurotiomycetes; Eurotiales; Aspergillaceae
Exons: 4
Coding region: 1-696 (231 amino acids)
Biological process (GO): mycotoxin biosynthetic process
Source: RefSeq, a predicted model, not a curated record
AUGCGGGCUUCGAAUCUAAGAGAUUCCGAUUUGAAAUACCGAGAAAUAAACCACAACGACGGAGAAGAUAUACCACCUCCAGUGCCUGAAGACCAUAGGCAUUGGAAUCUUCUCCUAUACAUUGUGAUCUCAAUCCUUGCAACUGGGUGGACUACGACCACAGUUCUCUGUUGGAAAUUAUCUACUACAGCACCCGCAAUUAAUGGCAAGUUCCCGCUCGGCACGCUCACCCCUAUUCCAGAGGAUGUGUUUAAACCAGUGAGGAGGAUCGAGGACCCUGACAGGUGGGGGUUGCCCGAGGGCAUCGUCGCGCCAUUCGAUCAUCCAAACGAAACCGAUCCCCCAAAACACGAUUUCUACGUGAUCUCAAUCCUUCACCAGCUUCACUGUUUAAACAUGGUUCGCUUUCAGUUCUGGCAGGCUCGGGACGGUGUCGACCUCGAUACCGAACACGAUGCGGUCAAAUGGAAUCUACAUGUCCUGCAUUGCUUUGAAUAUCUCCGGCAAGCGAUCUCGUGUGGAGGAGAUCUCAUAAUAGAGGGAUCAAGUCCGAUCAAAGUUGGAAAUGGGCAUGCUACUUCGGUUACUGGCUGGGGAGUUCAGCAUGACUGUAUUGAUUUCGAGCUACUGCGUCAGUUUCAGAUUGAACAGGAGAGAAAAUACAAUCUGACCUGGCAGCAUGAUUUCCUUGGCUGA